GUCAUGACCUCUAUGAGGGACCCAACGGCCGGAGUCUUCAAGAUCUCAUCAGCCAUCUUCAAGAAAACACCAUGCAGCAGCAACAAGAGGUUCAUCUGGCGCAGGACGACGGGUACCCUACAAUUAGAGGGCAGGAGCUCCUACUUCAUCAAGCUGGGUACGAAUAUUUGCAGUCCUUGAGCUUGUUGUCAAUGAGCCCUGCAGCCUCACAUGUGAGUGUCCCACAACAACAAACUAGUGAUGAGGACAUUUUGGCCAUGGCCCCCAAGAAAAGGUGUUAUGGUAUGGUGGAUAAUUAUCAUCAGGCCCAGAUUAGGAAGUCCUUUGAUUCUUUUGGACAAAGAACCUCCCAAUACAGAGGUGUUACCAGGCACAGAUGGACUGGUAGAUAUGAAGCUCAUUUGUGGGACAACAGUUGCAAGAAAGAAGGCCAACGUAGGAAAGGACGGCAAGUUUACUUGGGAGGGUAUGACAACGAAGAGAAGGCGGCGAGGUCAUAUGAUUUGGCAGCAAUCAAAUAUUGGGGAGCCUCUACACAUAUAAACUUCCCGUUGGAGAACUAUGAGCAAGAGCUUGAAGAAAUGAAGAACAUGAGCAGACAAGAAUGUGUUGCCCACUUAAGAAGAAAAAGCACUGGUUUUUCUAGAGGAGCUUCGAUCUAUAGAGGAGUGACCAGACAUCAUCAACACGGAAGAUGGCAAGCUCGAAUCGGCCGAGUGGCCGGAAAUAAGGAUCUCUACCUCGGAACAUUCAGCUCUCAAGAAGAAGCGGCUGAGGCUUAUGACGUAGCGGCGAUCAAGUUCAGGGGUUUGACGGCGGUGACGAAUUUUGAGGUUUCCAGGUACGACGUCGACCGCAUAAUGGACAGCGCCACGCUUCUCACCGGUGACCAGGCAAGACGGCGAGAUCUUACCACCACGAAACCUGGCGGCCACGGCGGUCUGGCGGCCGGGUUCGAUUAUACGAUGAUGUUGGCGGAUGCUUCUUCUUCAUUGGUGAAUAGCGUCCAGAGCUCUAGAGAAGGCAGCCCGGACUUGAACGCCACCCCUCCGGCGAACUUUCGGUCGCCGGCGUCGGAGUUUUACGAGAUCCCAGCGGCGAUGACGGGUUGCAGUGGGGGUAAUAAUAAUGCGAAUUAUUGGGUUGCGGCGCAGAUGAGGUCUCACGUGCCUGUCUUUGCUGCAUGGACAGAUCUGAUAAUGCGACCUAGCUUAGCUUAGCUUAUAGGGAGCAAUUAUAAAUUUCACAUGAUAUGAAUGAAAACUCGUUUAAUUCGUCGUAAAUGAUAAUUAAUUCUCUCAAGCAUUAUGAUUAUUUCCCAUGAGGAACUACCGGCCGAUUACUGACUAGGCUAAACUAAAAAUCCAUUAUUGUCAAAUUUUAAUUUGUUUUUGAGUUUUCUAAAGUUAUAAGUAUUUCUUAAACUCUUGAUAAAGGACAUAUAGUUUU
Messenger RNA from Cuscuta campestris, 1449 nucleotides. The record is from the annotation of a GenBank genome assembly. NCBI's taxonomy places the organism in Eukaryota, Viridiplantae, Streptophyta, Magnoliopsida, Solanales, Convolvulaceae.